Messenger RNA from Notolabrus celidotus (New Zealand spotty), 14320 nucleotides. It is a transcript of the gene fat2, whose product is annotated as FAT atypical cadherin 2. The transcript is spliced from 29 exons. The coding region runs from base 204 to 13298 and encodes 4364 amino acids. Gene Ontology annotation, cellular component: catenin complex; plasma membrane; adherens junction. Gene Ontology annotation, biological process: adherens junction organization; calcium-dependent cell-cell adhesion; homophilic cell-cell adhesion. Gene Ontology annotation, molecular function: calcium ion binding; cadherin binding. Lineage: Eukaryota; Metazoa; Chordata; Actinopteri; Labriformes; Labridae. The record is from RefSeq and is a predicted model, not a curated record.
ACUGGUUCUUAAACUCUGCAUGUUUUCUUUCAGCUUCAUCCUCGCUCCUCUUCCUCCUGGACUUUACACCGAACCACUAUGGGAGUACUGCGCUCCUCGUUGUCGUCCUGUGGAAGGAUUUAUAAAGUUCCUGAAGUGUGAAGUGGGGGAGAAAAAAACAGAGACAGAUAUUCCUGGAAGAGUUGCCUAACAGGACCUGAGGUAUGAGGCGCUUCAUGGAGGCACUAAACAUGGCCACUCUCCUCACUUUAAUAGCAGUCCUGCUGCACACGGUCAUGAGAUGUCAGGGGAGUGUAGUGAAAGGGAAAGACAGCUCACCGCUAAAGUUCACACACUAUCUCUACAACGCCACCAUCAAUGAGAACUCUGCCCCGCGGACUUACAUUGAGACGCCGGUGAAGAUGGGCAUCGAAGUGUUGGACCUGUUCUGGGAAAUCAAGUAUAAAGUCGUCUCGGGUGACGACGACGGCCUUUUCCAGGCGGAAGCAGUCAAAGUCGGGGAUUUCUGCUUCCUCAGGAUCAAAACACGCAGCAGUAACUCAGCACAGCUCAACAGGGAAGUUAGAGACACUUACGCUCUCACUGUGGAGGCCACUGAAAGCACUUUUGACUUCCAGGUGAAGACAAAGGUGUUCAUCCAGGUCCUUGACACCAACGACCUGAAGCCUCUUUUCUACCCGGCUUCGUACAACGUCGCCAUCAGGGAGGACACUCCACUUAAGUCGAGCGUGGUCAGGGUCAGCGCCACGGACGCCGACAUAGGGAGCAACUCUGAGUUUUAUUACUCCUUCACCAGCAGAGCUCAUCCUUUUGCCGUCGACCCUUUCACAGGCACAGUCAGUCUCCUGAAAAGGCUCAAUCACACCCGGGCAGAGAGAUACGACCUCACUGUGUUAGCUGAGGACCGGACAAAGAAAAUAUCAGGGGUUCAGAAAUUUGGGAACGUCGCCAGAGUUACAGUUAAUGUUCAGAAGAUGUCAAUGCCCUCCCCGGUUAUCACACCUCCCCCGACGCCCACAGUCUCUCAAGACGGUAGAAUAAAUAUCAAUGUCCACGUGGAGGCCGGAGUUAAGCCUGUGGAAUCCCUUCAUAUUGUUGGAGGGGAUCCGCACAAGUGUUUUGAGAUAAUCCCCUCAGGUGUGCGGGGAAGUGACUUCCAAGUGAUCUCCACAAAGAGGAUUAUCUGGUCUCAAACUCCUUUUGGGUUGAAUCUGUCCCUUCAAGCUAAAGACAGGAGUAUGCCAAGUUUACUCUCUCCAAUUACACAAAUUCAUGUCCCUGCAUAUCAUUACAGCCCCUUGGCAUUUCUUGAAGACACGUACAUAGUCACGCUGAGUGAGUUUGCACCCCCUAAAACUCAUGUAGUCAAGGUUUCGGUGAACGCCGUGCCUCAGAACGUCACCUUCAGUAUCAAGAAUAACCCAGACAGUGUUAAAUUCAAGAUAAACCCCAAAACGGGGAUAAUCAUCACCACAGAUAUGUUUGAUUAUGAGAGGAAGAAUCGUUAUGAGUUUGAUGUCAUGGCCAAUCACGGUGAAGCUGAGACUCACAUUGUUGUGGAGGUGACGGAUGAGAACGACAACAGCCCAGAGUUCAUCAAAACCUCGUAUCAGGCCACGCUGGAUGAAAACAGCCCCGUCGGCAGCAGUGUUCUGAAACUGUCCGCCACUGAUAAAGAUAAAGGCAAGAAUGGCUUUGUGACGUACUCUAUUGCAAACUCAGGCCCCUUACCUUUCAUAAUAGAUGCAUUCACAGGGGUCAUUUCAACAUCUGAGCACUUAGACUAUGAGUUAAUGAAGCGGCGGUACCACCUGAGAGUGUGGGCCUCAGACAGCGGCACCCCCUUCAGUCAGGUCAGCGAAUGCCCCGUGACGAUAACCCUCAACAACGUCAAUGAUAACAUCCCUCUGUUUGAGAGGGUGGGCUGUAACGCCACCGUGCCUUUGGACUUACCUGUCGGACAAACAAUCGCCGAGCUGUCUGCUAUUGAUUUAGACGAGCUGCAGCAGCUGAGCUACGUCAUCGAGUCGGGGAAUGAGCAUCAGAUAUUCGGCAUCGACUCGGUUUCAGGAGCGAUCUCCCUCAAGCAGCAGAUUCCCCUUGGGUCAGGUUCCUUCACUUUUCGAGUCGUAGCGACAGACGGGAAGCAUCACUCAGAAGUUUCAGUUGUGAGGAUAACCGUGACGAACAGAGGGGAUGACCCGACGCUCCACUGCAGGGAAACGGGCAUCUUCAAACAGCUGACGGAUAAGCUCAUAGAGUCAAUCAAACCCAUUCUGACGAGUCAAGAGGACGACGUGUUUUCGGACAUUCACAUCACAAACCGUCACUCUCCAAAGUUUGAUCUGAGCAUCCCCAGUUCACUCGACAUCAUCGAGGACCAGCCUCUGAAUUCAAGCAUCAUCCGGUUCAAGGCGACAGACUCUGACACCGGGUUCAACAGCAAGCUCGUGUACGCCAUAUCAAGCGGGAACGAGGACGGCUGCUUCUCCAUGGACACGUUCUCCGGCGACCUCCAGUUAGUUUGCCCGUUAGACAGAGAGAGCAAAGAGUUCUACAUUUUGAACAUCACCGUGUACGACCUGGGAACACCUCAAACAUCCGCAUGGAAGUUUGUCGCAGUGAACGUCCUGGACGUCAACGACAACCCUCCUUAUUUCGAUCAACCCAGGUAUGUGAUCCGAGUGCCUGAAAACACGGAGCCAGACUCCAUUAUCUUUGCAGCCCGGGCGGUGGACCCUGAUUUAGAUUCAAGCGGUGACGUCAAGUACUCCCUGCUGACGUCCACUGACAUGUUCAGGAUUGACGAAGUGUCAGGUGAGGUGACAGUGGCGGACCGUUUGGAUCGAGAAACCACACCAAGGCAUGACCUCUUGGUUGAGGCAAGGGACCAAGCCAAAGCCGGCCCCCAGUUGUUCUCCAUGUUUGAACUUGUGGUGGUUCUGCAGGACAUAAACGACAACGCGCCCAAGUUUACCCCCAAAGUUUAUAAAGUGAAAGUUCCAGAGGAUCUACCGGUGGGGACAAACCUUGUCUGGGUUGAGAGCGUGGACUUGGAUCUGGGCAGUGGAGGCGUCGUCACCUACAACCUGAAGAACACAGAAAGUGGGAUCUUUCAUCUGGACUCUUCAACGGGCGCUCUGACGCUGGAGAGGGAGCUGGACUUCGAAAGGAGGCCGGUUUACAACCUCACAGUACGGGCCGUCGAUCACGGCAGCCCUCGCUCCCUCUCCUCCUCCUGCUUCGUGGAGAUUCAGGUUCUGGAUGUGAACGAGAAUCUCCACAGGCCUCUGUUCUCUGAGUUCGUGUACGAAGCCGGAGUCAUGGAGGACGCGGCCGUGGGGACGUCAGUUGUCACGCUUAUGGCCACGGACAAAGACGUGGGCAGAGACGGGGUGGUGAGGUUCCACAUCCAUGAAGGGACCGGUCUUGGAGUCUUCACCAUAGAUGAAGAAACAGGUGUCAUACGCACGACGGAGACGUUGGACCGGGAGAUGAGGCCUCACUACUGGCUCUCUGUCUACGCCACAGACCUGGGCACAGAGCCUCUCAUCUCCUGGACUCACGUCUUCCUGGAGGUCCUGGAUGUAAACGAUAACGCUCCAGAGCUGUCACAGCCGGUCUAUUUUGCGUCCGUCCUGGAGAACGUAGGGAGCGUGAAGUCGGUCGUCCAGGUGGAGGCGACAGACGUGGACACCUCCUCUGAGGGGAAGCUCACCUUCCAGAUGCUGGAAGUUCACCGGACGUACUUCGAUGUGGAUUCCAAAACAGGUGUUAUCAGCACUCACUCAGCCCUGGAUCGGGAGGAUAAAGCCGAGCACAGUGUCGAGGUCAUCGUUUCUGAUAACGGCACCCCGUCUCUGCGCUCCACCGCCACCGUCGUCAUCCGAGUUCUGGACGCCAACGACAACCGGCCGAAGUUCACGGACAAACUGUUCCACGUCACCCUGCCUGAGCAGCAGCAUCUAUCCGGGACGCUGGAAGUCUGCAGGAUGUUCGCCCGCGAUGACGACGAGGGCCCGAACGCCGUGGUGACCUACAAGCUCCAAGACAACAAGGAUGAGCGUUUUGAGAUCGACUCUGUGACCGGUGUUGUGACCGCACAGGGGGAUUUCUGGCCUCGGAACUACAGCAUCCUCACGAUUAAAGCUACAGACCAGGGCAGCCCGUCCCGCUCCUCCACAGCCAGACUCGACAUCGAGUGGAUCGCCCGCCCACCACCCUCCCCCGAGCCAAUCACAUACGACGAGCCUCACUUCACCUUUGCCGUCAUGGAAACGGAGCCCGUCACUCACAUGGUGGGCAUCAUCACGACCGAGACACAUCGGCAGAAGUGGUUCGAUAUCACAGGUGGCGAUGAGGAAAAGGACUUUGAUAUUCAGAGGAACACGGGAACCAUCUCCAUCGCCCGCCGGCUGGAUGCGGCACGACGCUCGAACUACAACAUGACGGUGCGGGUCACCGACGGGUACCACAGCGCCACCACACAGGCCUACAUCCGUGUGCUGGACAUGAACGAGCAUCGGCCCGUCUUCCUGAAGUCGCUGUACGAGGUGAGGGUUCCCGAGGAUACCGCUCCCUGGAAGGACAUCCUGCAGAUCAGCGCCGAGGACGCCGACAUCAACAGCAAACUGAUUUACUCCAUCCACAGCAGCCUCCACCCCGACAGCACCAAGCUCUUCCACCUGGACCCAAAGAGCGGAGUCCUGGUGAUGACCCAGGAGCUGGACUACGAGAAGAUCUCUGUUCAUACUCUCAUCAUCAUGGUGCGGGACCAGGAGAUCCCAGUGAAGAGGAACUUUGUGAAGGUGGUGGUUCACGUGGAGGAUUGUAACGACCACUCGCCGGCUUUCCUCAGCCCCCGCUACGAGGCCAGCAUCUCCAAUCUGGCCCCCACGGGCUCAGAGGUGAUCCGGGUCAAGGCCCUGGACAAGGACAUGGGCAGCAACGCCGGCAUCAGCUACUCCCUGCAUUCUGGUAACAUCGACAACAUCUUCUCCAUCGACCCAGAGCUGGGCUCCAUCAGUGUGACCAAACCUCUGGACAUCCAGCCUCAGGAGCAGUUCCACCUCACCGUCAAAGCCACCGAUCAGGGCUUCCCUCAGCGCAGCGACCUCUGCUCCGUCCACGUCCACAUCCGCGUUUCCGACCACACCCCGCCUGCCUUCCUCUCCGAUGAAUACCUCACAGAGAUCAGUGAAUUAAGCAGCCUUGGAACUCCAGUUGUCACCAUCUCGGCCUCUAGCCCUGCUGCAGUGCAUUAUGGGAUAGAAAGCGGCAACUCAGAUGGGACGUUUCACAUCAACCCCUUCACUGGGUUGAUUUCGGCGCAGAAGCACCUUGACUUUGAGAACGUGGCGUCCUACAAGCUCAAAGUCACAGCUUCAACAACCGCUGGAGCCUCCUCAAAGACGAUUGUGUACAUCUAUGUGAUCGAUGAAAAUGACAACGCUCCUGUUUUUCGGCAACGUGAGUACCUGGGGCAAAUAAGUGAGUCAGCUCACAUGGACACAAUGGUGAUGGGAGAAAGAAACAUCCCUCUGGUGAUCCAGGCUUCAGACGCAGACAAAGACUCAAACUCUCUUCUGGUGUAUCAGAUCCUUGAACCAGAGGCGCUGAGCGUCUUCAAGAUAGACCCGAGUAUGGGCACCAUAUCUUUGAUUUCACCGGUUGACUUUGAAACCAAGGCUGAGUACCACUUCACCGUGCAGGUGAAGGACUCAGGGGAGCCAUCACUGUAUGCAGCGGAGCCUGCCAAGGUCACCGUACGCAUCCUGGACCUGAAUGACUGCCCGCCACAAUUCACCACCUCCGCGUACGAGCCAUCCAUCAUCUUCCCGGCUGUCAGAGAUAUGGAGGUUGUACGCGUCACGGCCCAUGACACAGACUCGGCGGUCUCAUACAGCAUCGCCGAGGGGAAUCUUCACAAUGCCUUUUCAAUUCACCCAAAUACUGGAGUCAUCACGGUGAGCAAUGCGACUGAGUUCAUGCCUUUUUACCAACUGGUUGUAAGAGCCUCUGAUGGCCUCUACAAAGACUUGGCGACAGUGAAGGUAAACGUUACAAACCUAACCGCCAGUGAUCUUGGAUUCGAGCAGAAUCUGUAUUCAGCAAGUGUUCAAGAAAACCUGAAGACGGUGAAAACUUUGGCAGCACUGAAAGCCUCAGGGAGUUAUCUGAACGAGCCUCUUUUGUUUUCUGUGCUGAACCCAAAUGGGAAGUUUGCGAUAUCCCAAACAUCAGGGAUUCUUGAGACGACUGGUAUCCCCUUUGACCGAGAGGAACAAGACAUUUAUGAUGUAGUUGUGAAGGUAGAAGACAUGAGAAGCCCACCCAGGACCGCGACAGCCCAGGUCAAGGUGUUCAUUGAUGAUGUGAAUGACAACCCACCACAGUUUCUGAACCUACCCUUCUCCAUGAUGGUUUCUGACUCCUCUGACCCUGGAGAUGUUUUGUACCAAGCAACAGCCGUCGACAAGGAUCUGGGAGAGAAUGGCUCCAUCAUGUACUCCCUGGAAGAGGACUACGACCUCUUCAGGAUCGACCCUGACGUCGGGGAUAUAUCUCUAAAGAGGCCUCUUGAUUUUGAAGCUCUGAAUAAGUAUGUGUUGACAGUCGUAGCUAUAGAUGAAGGCGAGCCCAGCUUCAGCACAGGAGCAGAGCUCAGCAUUCAAGUGAGGAAUCAAACUAACCCGGUUUUCCAGACUCUCUUGUAUCCUCUAAAAGUCCCUGAAAACGUUCCUCCAUUCACGACCAUCUUGCACGUCCAGGCCAGGAAUCCAGAGGGCUACCGGCUCAUCUACAACCUGGAGGAGGAGAAUGCUUCAAGACACUUUCACAUUGAUUUCAAGACGGGCGUGCUGACCGUCACAAACCCUCUGGACUAUGAGAGUGAAGCGAUGCAUGUGUUGACAGUGAGAGCUUCUGACUCUGUGACUGGAGCUUUCUCUGAAGCAUCCAUUGAAAUCGAAGUAGAGGAUGUGAACGAUAACGCACCGGUUUUCUCAAAGCCGAGCUACUCUGUGGACGUACCUGAGGGGGCUGAAAUCGGCACCUCUGUGAUGCAACUCUCCGCCUCUGACAGGGACUCUGGGAGAAACAAAGACCUCACCUUCCAGAUGGUGAAAACAGAAACAAACGAGACUGAUUUCUUCCAGAUAGACCCUCAGAGUGGGUUGAUUGUCACAAAACAGGUGCUGGACCAUGAAACCACCAAGAACUUUAACUUGAAAGUCAAAGUGUCGGACAACGGCACCGUCCCUCUGAGCAGUGAAGUCCACGUCUUCAUAAAUGUCACAGACAUCAACGACAACCCACCAGACUUCGUCACGUCACAGUACGACGCCACUCUGGAUGAAACAGCAAAGUGUGGGCACAUCGUCAUCAAAAUCCAAGCUUCAGACCCCGACACCGGAGACCUGAAUAACCUCAAGUACAAAAUCCUCUCAGGGAACGAAGGCCGGUACUUCAACAUCAACGAAACCUCAGGAAUCAUCUCUUUUUCUAACGUGUGUAAGAGGAAUCUGGAUCCAUACUAUAACCUGACGGUGGCGGUGUCUGAUGGAGUGUUUCAGAAAACAGCUCCGGUCAGUAUUGACAUGAUUAACAGCAACAGGCACAGUCCACACUUCAAGCAGAAUAUCUAUGAAGCAGAGCUGGCUGAGAACGCAGAGGCGGGGACUCGUGUGAUCCGACUGGCCGCCAUUGACCCUGAUGACGGCCCAUACGGUAGCGUUGACUACACCAUCAUUAACAAACUCGCUGAUGAGAAGUUUGCCAUCGACAAGGACGGGCAGAUAAUCACGACGCAGCCGUUGGACAGAGAGAGCCCGGCGCAGAGAGUCAUCGCUAUCAAAGUCAUGGCGAAAGACGGGGGAGGGAAAGUGGCUUUUUGCACCGUCAAGAUCAUCCUCACAGACGAGAACGACAACGUCCCUCAGUUCAAAGCGACUGAAUACCAGGUUUCAAUCCAGUCCACUGUGAAUAAAGGCUCUCCUGUUAUUCAGAUCAUGGCGUAUGAUGCAGACGACGGUAAGAACGCGGAUGUCACGUACACGGUAGACGAAGCUGAAGAGGUGACUGAAGACGUAAUCGAGAUCAACCCUUUCACUGGCGUGGUGAGCGUCAAAGAGAGUCUUGUUGGCAUGGAGAACAAGAUCUUUAACUUCAAAGUGAAAGCUCGGGACGGCAGCCUGCCUUUCUAUAACUCCACAGUCCCUGUGCAGGUCAAAGUGGUCCCCCCCGAGGUCCCUCUGCCCAAGUUCUCAGAGCCUCUGUACACCUUCUCGGCUGCAGAGGACAUCCCUGUCGGGACCGAGAUAGGCAACGUGAAGGCGGACUCCAACACGCCGCUCAUUUACAGCCUGGUGAACGGAAACACCGUGGAGAGCAACAAAGACAAAGUGUUCAGUUUGGACAAGGAGAGCGGGACUUUGCUGCUGCAGAAGAGCAUCGAUCACGAGAAGACCAAGUGGUAUCAGAUCGAUGUGAUCGCUCAGGGGAACCACAACGGGACCGAUGUGGCGUCGCUGGUGUCUGUCAGCAUCCAGGUCCAAGACGUGAACGACAACCAGCCGGUGUUUGAUGCUAACCCAUACAGGGCCUUCUUGGCUGAGAACAUGCCCGCUGGAACCACUGUCAUCCAGGUGACCGCCAACGACCCUGACACCGACACUAAUGGACUGGUGACCUACAGCCUGGAGUCUCUGCCCGAUGACACGGCAGAUGUCAUUAAGGUGUUCACCAUCGAUGGAGACAGUGGCUGGAUCACCACCGUCAGAGAGACGGACUGCGAGACGACCAGAGUUUACCGGUUCAACGUUGUGGCCACCGACCACGGCGGCGAUGUCAAGCUGUCGUCCAGCGUCCUGGUGGAGGUGACGGUGACGGACGAGAACGACAACCCGCCCAAGUUCUCUAACGAGGUGUACCGCGGCUCGGUGGUGGAGAACAGCAGCCCGGGGGAAGUCCUCGUCUCCAUGAAAACCACAGACGCUGAUGUGUCACUGGAGAACCGCCUGGUGACGUGUUACAUCACAGACGGGGAUCCUCUGGGCCAGUUUGCCAUCAUCCAGGAGGACGAGGGUCAGUGGGGUCUGAUCCUGAAGGAGCCUCUGGACAGAGAGACCAAAGACAGAUACACACUCAAAGUCCUCGCCACAGACGGGAAGUUUGAGGCUCCGGUGACUGUGGAGGUGCACGUGCUGGACAUCAAUGACAACAGUCCUCUGUGCGAGCAGCUGGUGUACACAGAGGCGGUGAUGGAAAACUCACCCUCCAGCAUGUUUGUGCUGAAGGUGUCGGCUUCAGAUCCCGACGUGGGAGCUAAUGGGCAGAUCUCCUACACGCUCCACGGUCCGGACUCAGACAAGUUCCAUCUAGACCAGAGGACAGGUGAGCUCUUCACCCUCGCUGUGCUGGACAGAGAGAGGGAUGUGGACUAUAAACUGAUGGCCAAGGCAACAGACGGCGGGGGGCGGUCAUGUCAGGCAGACAUCCUGCUGAUGGUCCAGGACAUGAACGACAACCCGCCACGCUUCUCCUCCAGCCACUAUGAGGUCACCGUGUUCGACAACACCACCGUCAGGACACCCAUCGCUGUGGUGUACGCAAAGGACCCAGACACAGGUAUAAACUCAGAGGUGAAGUACUCCCUCCUAGCAGGCGACGGCGGUUACUUCUCCCUGGAGGAGUUUUCUGGGAUCCUUCGCCUCGAGCGACCUCUGAACCCCGAGACCCCGCCCACCUUCGAGCUGAAGGUGAAAGCCACCGACCGCGGCCUGCCUCGCCACCUCUACUCAGUCGCCACCGUGACCGUGGACGUGGUUUCAUUGGACGACUACCAGCCCGUCUUCCUGAGCUCGGAGUACACGGCUCAGCUCCCAGAAUCCUUAGCGGUGGGGUCAGAGGUGCUGAGUGUCUCCGCCCUGACGAGAGACGGAGGAGGGCCUGACCCGGUGGUGUACCGCAUCGUGUCUGGGAAUGAGGAUGGACGCUUCCUGCUGGACUCACGGACGGGCCUGCUGACCCUGAUUGCUCCGCUGGACUUUGAAGUCUCCCGGGAGCACUACCUGUCAGUGGAAGGGAGCCGGGGCAAGUCGUCCCUCAGUGACAUCACCACCGUGAUCAUCAACGUGACGGACGUGAACGACAACCCGCCGGUGUUCGGAAGAGGCGACUACAGCGCUGAGAUAUCGGAGGAUUUGACACCUGGAAGCCUUGUGAUGAAGGUAACAGCGACUGAUCUGGAUGGUCCGAUGAACAACCUGCUGCGUUACUCCAUCGUGAGCGGAGACCCUCUGCAGCAGCUUUCUAUCGAUUCUCGUAGUGGAGAGAUAUCCGUCCGCACGUCGCUGGACAGAGAGGAGAUCCCUCACUACUCUCUGACUGUGCAGGCUGCAGAUGAAGGCAGUCCUCCUCUAUCUUCUGCCGCUCUCAUCACCAUCACUGUCUCUGAUGUCAAUGACAACCCACCUGUGUUCUCCCAGGUUAACUACAGUCUGCUGCUGCAGGAGGGUGAAUCAGUCGGCAGCAGCAUCCUCCAGCUGGUGGUCAUGGACAAAGACACGCCCAAGAACGGCAUGCCUUUCUCCUUCCACAUUGUCAGCGGCAACGAGGACCGCCGCUUCCACGUGGACCAGGGAGGCCUGCUGUCGCUCUCUGCUCCUCUGAAAAAGAAAGUGAAACCCCAACACCAACUCAAGAUCCAGGUGACAGACAAUGGCCACCCUCCGCUCUCCUCCAUCUGCGUGGUCAACAUCAACGUCACAGAGCAGAGCAAGUACCCCCCCACUGUGGUGCCUUUGGAGGUCUUCAUCACCAACGCCGGCGGGCUGUUUGCUAACCGAGUCAUCGGCAGGCUCCAUGCCUCAGACCAGGACCUGCAGGACAUCCUGACCUACAAGCUGGUGUCAGAACACCCAGACAAAGGCAGGUUCUCUGUUGACCUGUCCGAUGGUAAGAUCUGGGCGGAUGAGAAUCUGGAAGAGGGGUCCUACUCCCUGAACGUCAGCGUGUCCGAUGGGAAGUUCAGCGUCUGGACCGGGGUCAAAGUUCACGUUUGGGCGGCGGACCAGAGGUCGCUGGACUCGGGCCUGACCCUGCAGCUGGACCGAUUGUCUCCGGAAGAGUUCUUGGGCGACCACUGGAGAGGGCUCCAGCGCAGCUUGGGACAGGCUCUUGGUUUACCCAGACAGGAGCUACACCUGGCCAGCCUGCAGCAGCUACCUGAUGCCCAGGUCCUGGAGGCCCUGCUGAUCUGGAGACCUCAGAGCGGACUCGUCCAGUCUCUGCCAACCAGCAAACUAGCAGGUAUCAUAACAGACAUUGAGGACUCUCUGGGCCUCAGCAUCCUCAGGGUGAGCCACAACGGUUGUCUGGGUUCUGGCUGCCCGCCUCGAGGCUGCAGGAACGCUGUCCGACUGAAAGGAGAGAGACUGAGCCAUUUCACCACCGCCAGAGCUGGUUACAUCACCCCACAGCACACCUGGGAGAGCAUCUGCCCCUGUAACGAGUCAGCCGUGAGGUUCGAUGGUAAAUCCUACCUGACGUACCUUCACAGGAUGGACGAGGACAACCAGGAAUUCAAACUGUCUCUGAGGUUUAAGACCUCCAAAGAGCAAGGCCUCAUCAUGUCCACAAACAGCUCCAAGGACUGGGGGACUUUACAGCUGACCGACGGAGAGCUGCACUUCAGGUUCAGCUGUGGAAACACUUCACCUGCCUCCUUACUGAUCAGAUCCGCUCCGGUGUCAGACGGCAGGUGGCACAGCGUCCUGCUGGAGGUCAACUCCUCUGCCCUGAGACUGACCCUGGACCAGCAGCAUCCGGCCUCCACGUCCCUGACCGAGCCGUGCAGGAUGAUGCGCUCCCACGGGGCUUUGCACUUUGCUUCUCUCAGUCCGGACUCGGCUCCUGAGGUACACCGGCAUCCAUUCAUCGGCUGCCUCGAGGGCCUCGAGCUCAACGGGGAGCCGAUCAGGGUUGGGGACAGCGCGGAGUGGACCGGGUCGGGGAGCAGGAGAGUGUUUGGGGUGUACCAGUGCUGCAGCAAAUCAGGAGCCUGCGACAUCAACCCGUGUGAGAACGGAGGGGUCUGUGAAGAUGCUGGAGGAGAGCCACGCUGCAGGUGUGCAGGACUCUUCCACGGCGCCCACUGUGAGCUGGCUGACAACCCGUGCGCUUCCCAGCCAUGUGCCCACGGCAGGGUGUGUGUACCCAAGGCUCAAGGAUACAUGUGCAACUGCUCCCUGGACGACACUGAUGCACGGUGCCAUAAUCAGAUAGAAGUCUGUUCCCCUAACCCGUGCCCUGGAGGCUAUGAUUGUAAAGUCACUGACGGCUCCAUCCACUGUGACCCGCUGCCUCAGGUGUCUCCCAUGAUUGGCUACAUGGAAAUCAUGGAGAUCGGCGUCAGUGUGCUGGGGUUGCUCUUCUUGGUCGGCAUCUUCGUUUGCGUCAGGAAGCGUUACGUUCAGCAGAAGAAGAAGAAGCCGGUCUGUGUGCAGGACUCCAACGGAUAUCUCCAGCACAGUAUGGCCAAAAGCCUCAAACCCGACAACCAGGACAUGAUCCCCAUCGAGAUGAGCUCAAUGAUGGGUCCCACCAACGACCUCGACCACACGCCCUUCAGGUCGCUCCGCCCACGCAGCCAGAUCGGACCGUCAGGAGGCGGGGUUCCCUGUCCGAAGACACACGGGCCGGUCGUGUGCAGCGUAGCUCCAAAUCUCCCUGCCAGGCCUCCGUCCAGCUCGGACAAUGACUCCAUCAGGAAGAACCACUGGGACAUGGACUAUGAAGUCUAUCCUGCAGACCCUGAUUACUACGGCCGCCCAGUGGCUCAGGAGUUCCCCCAGUUUGACAUCGUAGAGGACACCUACUCCACCUCCACCAUGGACUCUCGGAGGAACUCUCGAUUCGGAGGCUUCCCGUUCCCCUUGGAACGCGUUGACCGCCGCGCCCCUCUACCGCCCUGCUACAGCAACCAGAACCUGGACGACUUCCUGGGUCCUGACGGCCUCCCUCUACCCACUUCCCAGUGCCCCAACGAGUACACCGCCAUCAGCUACUACCCCACCAAGCAGGCACGGAGCCUGGACAACGUCUCAGGGGGCUACAAGAGACUCAGCAUGCGUCUGAGCGUGGCUAUGCCUUCGUACGCAGAGCAGCCCAGCACGCCGCCGCCAACGUCAAACCCCGCGCAGCCUCAGACGAGACCAGCGGGGCAGAACCCGAGGAGCUACGACGGGUCGAGCAUGGUGGAGAGCGAUUACGGGAGCUGUGAGGAGGUGAUGUUCUGAGAAGGAGUUUGGUCUGACGUCUUGCAUCCUUAUGUGGAAAUUUGUGUCUUUCACAGCGAUGACUCACUUUUAGUUUGAUGAGGACGUCCCAGCACUCCACUGGAAGGCAGCUUUGUGAACACUGAGACUCUUUUGAAUCUAAUGAAAGAUCUGAGAGCAGCAUGUGAAACAACAGCUCAAGAGUCUUUUAUUUGUUUGACUUUUUAAAGAAGGGCAUUGUCUCCAUGCCCGCUCAAGACGGUGUUAAUUCAGGACCUCCAUCCUGUUACCUCUGAGUAAGAAGUUCAACAGGAGUUCAUGUCUCUGUCUCAGACGCCACAGAGAGCACUGGUUAACGAGGUUGACGUGUGAAAUCACAAACGGUGUUACUGACUCGACUGUGACCUGUUUCAAAGUCUAAAAAGAUUCAAAGGCGUCUUGUAGAGAAUGUGACUCACUAAAGGAUUCAAAGAAACAUGCCCAGACGACUGUGAAGCAAAACUGUAUCUCCUACAUUUCACUUCCCACACUCGCCUAACAAGCCAACGCGGCUAACAACAUCAGUUACAGCUCUGACAAACAGUGAUAAUGGUUUGUUUACUAUGCACUGUAUGACUUUAUUAAAAGUGAGGCCAGCUGCAGUUGCCAUGGCUGUGGCUGGCGUGACAUUCAGACGGCGACGCUCAUUCAGAAGAAAAUGCCUUCCCGAUGAAGCCCCGAUAAAAGAUGCUUCGAUGACGACUGUUGCAUUGUGUGAAAGGUAAAUCACUGCCGGGGUUUAUUAUCAUAUCCACAUUCUGCUGUGUGUUUGUGUUCAUAUUAAAUUUACUCUCAUAAAAAAAACAGCUGCAGGAGAAACACAGCUUUAAAAAGAAAAAAAAAAAGUGUCAAACACUGGCCCGCUAUUUCAAAUCAGAGACGUAUUAAAAGUGACACAUUUCAUGCAGGGUAAACAUUUCACUGAAGUCUUUAACCUGCUUACUGUUGCUGUUGUUUAUUGUUACUGUCAGUUCAAAUGAAGGGGGCUGGAUCCUCGUGAAAAA